AUGAAAGCAAGCCGACACCUCCUCCGCUCCCCGCGACCGAGCGUCCUCUUUCGCCGACCAUGUCCUUCACCGACGCAGCGUCUGACCGUUCCUGCUUCUUCUUCUCUCCUCUCCUUCUCCCGCCCACGUGCCCCUUUCUCCACCACCCUCACCACACCCAAGGGCCUGCAGCCAGACAGCAGCGACCCAAAAUCUCCCAACACUGAACCCUCGCCUGGCACCCCAUCUGGCGCGGCCCAGAUCUCGGAUUCCGAGUAUCACGAGAUCGCGGACCAAUAUCUGAACACCCUGGUGCUGGCUAUGGAAGAGCUUGCGGAGAGCAGCUCAGAGGGCAUAGAGGCGGAAUUCUCGGCCGGCGUACUCACAAUCACCCACCCGAAGCACGGCACAUACGUGAUCAACAAACAGCCGCCGAACAAACAGAUCUGGCUGUCCUCGCCGAUAUCCGGCCCCAAGCGCUACGACUGGGUCGUCCCCGGCGACUCGCAGCACGAAAAGGCCGACUCGACCGUGGACCUCGGUGACGACGGACAGAGCGGGGGCAAAUGGAUUUACCUGCGGGACGGGAGCAGCCUGAGUGAUUUGAUCAAGAAGGAGCUGGGCGUCGAACUUCGGCACGGAGGCGAAGGGGCGAGUGACGUGAACGAGGGCCGCGAGGGACCUGCAAAGAGUGGAGCCAACACUGCACCAUAG
Molecule: messenger RNA, 693 nt
Organism: Fonsecaea erecta
Lineage: Eukaryota; Fungi; Ascomycota; Eurotiomycetes; Chaetothyriales; Herpotrichiellaceae
Product: iron donor protein CyaY
Exons: 2
Coding region: 1-693 (230 amino acids)
Biological process (GO): iron incorporation into metallo-sulfur cluster; intracellular iron ion homeostasis
Cellular component (GO): mitochondrion
Molecular function (GO): iron chaperone activity; ferroxidase activity; ferric iron binding
Source: RefSeq, a predicted model, not a curated record